AUGUAACACUUUUUGGCAGAGGAAGGGGAGGGGAUGGUUUUUGCAGUAAUCAGGGUUGCCAUCAAACGGAUACUGACGGAGGCACAGGGGAGAAAGCGGGAUAGGAAAAUAUCUUGCUAUAAUUUCACAAUAAAUCGGGUCUACCCAGAGUCCUGACGUGAUCAUCAUCCCUGAACAGAAACAUUGGCCUACCCCAAAGUCAGUCCUCAACCAACCGUGGACGAUCUGGGUUGGAUAUCAAAGAUAAUCUGUCCCUAUCCCCGUUAUCUGGCUGCACUGGGUACCAUAGACACUUUCUUUUUUCCCUCCCUCCCUGUUUCCAUUUUCUGAAUUGGUUGCCAUAUAUAGAUUUUCACGUUCUCACUUGUCACCUUCCUCUGACUGGACUAUUCUAUUUAGAUGUAUUCCCUGGCUAUCGUCCAUCUCUCUGGGCUAUAACAUAAAUCAUUAAUGUUUUCAUUACGUUGGUAUUUUUACACCCCAGACCUGGUACCAUAGAUAUUUUCACCCUAGUCUGGCAGCUAGACUGCUCCACGAUACCCUGAUGAAUGAAGACCCCAUUCGGGAAGAGUGCGCCGGGCCAGAGAUCCAGAGCUGAUGCAGGAAACACAAGAACAGCAUGGGCCCCACCAAGGUGGUGUCGUCGUCUGUGCCGCGCCGGAACAUGGUGGGCUGUCGUAUCCAGCACAUCUGGAAGGAGGGGAGCACUGCGUCUCAGUCGCUGUGGAAAGGCAUGGUGCUGGACCAGGUGCCCGUCAACCCCUCGCUCUACCUCAUCAAGUACGACGGCUUCGACUGUGUCUAUGGCCUGGAGCUACAUAAAGAUGAGAGGGUGCAGGGACUUGAGGUGCUGCCUGACCGUCAAGCCUCCUCGCGCGCCAGCGACGUCAACCUGGCCGACACAAUGAUAGGGAAGGCUGUGGAGCACAUGUUUGAGACGGAGGACGGGACUAAAGAUGAAUGGAGGGGCAUGGUCCUGGCCCGAGCCCCCAUCAUGAACACCUGGUUCUUCAUCACCUACGAGAAAGACCCCGUUCUGUACAUGUACCAGCUCCUAGACGACUACAAGGAAGGAGACCUGAGGAUCAUGCCUGACUCCAAUGACACUCCGCCUGCGGAGCGGGAGCCAGGGGAGGUAGUGGACAGUCUGGUGGGGAAACAGGUGGAGUACGCUAAGGAGGACGGCUCCAAACGAACUGGCAUGGUCAUCCACCAGGUGGAGGCCAAACCCUCAGUCUACUUCAUCAAGUUCGACGACGACUUCCACAUCUAUGUCUACGACCUUGUCAAGACUUCCUAAGGCGACCUUUUACCCUUGACCUUUUCACACUACUGAGCCGAAUCGAGCUGUACUGGGCUGGCCUGGAUACACGUAAAUCCACCAUAGCUGAAAAUACUAUGCGAAAAUAUGUUAGAGGUGGUACAGUUUGGUUGAGGUCGGCACGGUACGGUGAAAAGGGCACUGGGUCGCUGGGCCUCUGGGCCUAGAGGACAGGAGGUCUGUCUGGGGAGUUAAUGAUGGAUGCGGAAGGUGGAGAAACUCCGCCAUACAGGAAAGACGAUGGUCAACACCACCAUCACCACAUGGAACCUUACCUUAUCCACCAACGUUUCCUAAAUAUAUCUUGAAGGUUUCGUGCAACAACCUCUUUGAGAUGCGACAGACAGACAGCUAGAUUGGAUAUUUCACUGAAGCCUUUGGAUUGCUACUAAAGCAUCUAGUGUUCUAGAAUCUAGUCAGAGGAGAGAGAGAGGGGGAGUCACUGUGCAACUGAGUUAUUGGCCACUUAACUUGUGGCUGAGAAUACUAUUUGUUUCUGCAACUAGCUAUCCCCCUAUCAGCGUAAAGGUCUUAAGGAGAUGUUACAUCGAUCCCUUUGUAAGGGAAGGGACUGGGAAAAGAUAUCAGCGUUAUUUGAACACUGCGUAUUAAGUGCGACCUUUAAAGUUAAUUGGGUUCUCAUUGGAUUUUUUAAAAGAUUUGAUGACCAAACCAGUGAUGGUAAUGUUUCUCCUAUUAUAUGUGUGUGAGCUCUGUGUUGUAAUUUUGACCGAUUUUACAUGCAUUUCUGGAGUCCCGUUAUCUAACAGUAAGAGGACAGUAACUAUCUGGGUUUGUUUUCAUCUCGGAGAAUCAUUCAAUUCUUGACUAUAUUUGUUUGUUUGUAAUGUUAAAAGAUACACGACAACGUAUGCAGUGAGCAAAGGCAUUUGUUGAAGUUUUGAGAGGGAGAUGAGCAUUGUUUUCAUUUAAAUGUUUCUUAGUUUUUUCCAAGAACUUGUUCAUGUAUAUUCAUAUAUAAUGAUAGUUAAAUACUGAUGCCGAUAUUUGCAGUUUUAUCGCAAGCACUAAUUUCAAAGAAUCUACUCAGAAAACAUUUACGCAGUUGUCUUUAUACGUUUUGCCUUUAAUGAUAAUUAUAUGUUGAUCAUCUCAACAAACACUAUUCAGAAUGGUUGACCAGUGAGAACGUUAAUCUGUAGUCCUGAGACUGAGUUUGUUCAUUAGGCCUUGCCAAAGCCCUCAACCCUUAUCAUUCAUUAUCCAAUCAUAAUAACAGCUAUAAUUAUUCCGAUAAUAAUUAUGUUUGUUAUUAUCGUUCCUGCAUUCAUAUGUUUACAUUUUUUGGGGGGGGGGAAUCAAACACGGUUUCUAUUUUAGUUUAAUUUUUACUUUCAUUGUUAUAUGUUAUUUAGAGACCUCUUCUUCACCUCUGUCUUUGUUAAACACACUUUCUCUUUAAUUGUCAUAGUAACCUUUUAGUAAACUGUUUUUAUCACGACUUUAAAAAAAUAAAGACAGUAUGGUGAAAGCACUGCAAAGUAAGCAAAGUAUUUAGUAUUUACUGUUAAUUCACAAUAAGUAUUCAAAACGUUAAAUGCAACACCCACUUUUAUAGAGUGCAUGUGAUAUUGUACUCAAGGAAAGGUUACUAGCCUGAAUUAGAUUUUUAUUUGCCUUAUUUUGUUGAGAUGAGCUGUUUCCCGCCAUUAUUUAAAGCCUAUAACAAUUUAGUUUAAAUGUAAUAGCAGUUUCUAGCUUUCUCUGUGUGUGGGGUGGGCGUGGGACAAAACAACAUUCACCAGAUGCCCCUAGUAGGCCCCUUUGGAAUGUUACAACGGUUGUCAGAGAAACAGUGGGCUACUGAGCACUCUAGAACCUCUGACAUACAGAUGUUGUUAAUUACUGUAGUAAUGUUUAGUGUUCAUGUGACUGUAACCUCCCUCUACACUCCUCUGCCUUGCUACUCUUUCUCCAUGCCCUCCUUGACCUUUAGCAGUGUUUAUGCCCAGUCUCUGAAUAGGUAGUAUAGUACUGUUCUUUUCAGUAGCCUGUGUAGUAGCAGAACGGAUGUGCCGUUGUGACUGAUUUGAGAUUAGAGAAACCACUGCAUCUUCAGCUGAAGUGCCUGCAGAGACAUAUAAAGCCCAUUAGUUAUUUUUUUAAAACAUUUUAAAACAGUUUUUCUUUCUUUGAAAGAGUACUGUCAACUCCCUUGAUGACUAACUGAUAGCUAUACACAGAGUAUGACUGAAUGGUAGCUUUAGAGAUGAAUGAGAUUAUGUGCAUCGGUUAUAAUGAGGCUCAUAAUUUGAAGACCCCAUAACGUACCGUAUAAACCCCUCUGUAUCUAAGAAGAUAAACACAAGUAUCGUAUGUAUCCUGUUGUAUCCCAAACCGCAAACUGACUUGUGUUUUAUGCAAGUUGUCGCCUUCAGAAAAUAAUCGGAAAAGUGUUUGAUGGAUUGGCAUUUCACACUGUUUGAUGUCGGUUUAUUUUGGGAUAUAUAAAAAAAGAGAAUAGGAAAACAGUCCGUUCUUUUUGCAUGAGUAGCGAAAACAGUAGAGCUGUAAGUGGAAGUUAGUGUCGUUUUUAUUGAACUUUUUCUAGGAGGUUAUGUUCAGUGUGUUGCCUAUUGUGACGCUACUUUUUUUAUUUCAGAAAAACAAAGUAAUUCUUUGUAUUACAUUUUAGACUCUGUUCCUCUAUAGGAUGAAACUCACUGGGGUUGUAUGUGGGGCCAAUAGAAAGGCCACAUGGUGCCAGUGUUACACAGCAUUUGAGGGAUCAUGUCUUUCACAUACAAUACCGAUGUUGUCCGAAAAUACUUUUUAUAUGUAUCUCUUUUGAGUGCCACAAGGAAAACAUGAACUCAAAGAAAAAGGCCUUAUAAAAUUGGUAGGGGGGAUGUUUAUACAGCAUAUGUAAGUCCCGUGUAGCUCAGUUGGUUGAGCAUGGCGUUUGCAACGCCAGGGUUGUGGGUUCGAUUCCCACGGGGGGCCA
This is a messenger RNA of Coregonus clupeaformis (lake whitefish), 4286 nucleotides long. Its product is annotated as spindlin-Z. The transcript has 5 exons. The record is from RefSeq and is a predicted model, not a curated record. Gene Ontology annotation, biological process: gamete generation. NCBI's taxonomy places the organism in Eukaryota, Metazoa, Chordata, Actinopteri, Salmoniformes, Salmonidae. The coding region runs from base 620 to 1300 and encodes 226 amino acids.